AUGGAUUUUGUUAAUCUGGCGGUGGAGGUGGGCACCCCGACGGUGCGCACCGAUGCCAACGACAAUGGCGAAGAUAAACUGAUGCCGACAAGCUUGGGGACUGAUCCUCAGAAAGAAACGACGCUGCGGCUCACUCGGCAAACGGCCCGGGAAAUAAACGCGGCGACUAAGGGGGCUGGAGGCGGCCUCCCUGUUUCCCAGAUUGUGCCCGGUGGGGAGGAGGGAAAAGCGCUCCAGAGACGCAAGGGGCUGAAGGCGGGGGCAAAAAGGGUCCACCCCGACGAAGGGGAACUGGAACCCGAUAAUGAGCCGCCGAAAAUUAGCUCGGCUCGGAGGGGGAGGAAAGUCGGCGGUGUAGGGUCCGGCGCGCCUCGCCUUAAACUAAAAAUCCCAGCUCGAGGGAAAAAGGCCGCUGGAACAUACGCUGGGUUGUCGGCCGCCCGCGAAAAUCUGCGGAACAGCAUGGGCCUGGAUCCUGAGGAGGAAGAUGAGGAGCUUAUGGACGGUGACUGCUGGAACGAGGGUCGGGCGUCCCCGUUGGGGGAUAAGGACCCCAUUGAGGCGGCACGCCGGGCUGCUCAGACAGUAUUGGAGCAGACGGCGAAGUCCUCCGAUAUCGGGGGUUGCGUGAGGGGCACCAUCAACGACGCUUGCAGCGUUAUUAAGGCCGCCAUGGAACAGCUGCAGUCACGGCAUGAAGGAGAGGAGAUCCGCUCCCUCAGAGCGGAUAAUAAAAGGAUGCGGGAGGAACUCGCCAUCAUGCGAUCGGAGACAAAAGCGCUCCGGAAAGCCUUCUCCGAGAGGGGAAUGGCGGCCCCUCAGGCACCCCCCGCGAUGGACCAUAAUGGGUCAGGGGACCUCCUAAGGGCCGAGGUGGAGACGCUUCUCAACUCCUUCAGGGAGGAACUAGAGCAGAAGCUAUUUGCCUCCAUCGGAGGGAUGGUGAACACCAGGCUGCAGGAGAUCCAGAAGCGCCUCCCUCCGGAGCCGAUCAUCCGGCCGCCGUUAGCGGCAGAUAGAAAAAGGGCAGAGGGCCCUAAUAAUGCGCCUGCCGUCCCGGAGCAGCCCAGCCCGCAACUGAGAGCGAACAGGGGGCCAUUGGGAGGCAGCGGCAGACAAACCACUGCGACGGGGGCGACACUCAUGCCCCCUGCGAGACCUGCGCCUGCUCCGCGGACCAAGAAGACGACGGCGGCUGGGCCCAAGCCGGUGCCUGCAGCCCCCACACAGAUGCCCCCCACGCAGGGGGAAUGGACGCAGGUGGUGAAGCGGGGAAAGAAAAAGAAGGCCACCCCUCCUGCCGCUUCGACGACAAAAGCGGGUAAGCCGGCGGCCCCGGCAGCCAAAAAGCUGGCGGUCCCGAAAACCGCAGCGGUAGUGGUGGCUCUUAAGCCAGAGGCGAAGGAGUCGUACGCCUCCGUAAUGCUGAGAGCCACUCAAGCCUUUCGGCUCGAGGAGAUUGGCCUCGAGCACGUUAAUAUGCGGAAGACGGCGGACGGGACCCGCAUCCUGGAAGUGGCGGGGGCAGACAAUGGCCGCACCGCCGACGCUCUGAAGGUGCGCCUGGAGGCAGCCAUAGGAGACGCGGCCAGAGUCUAUAGACCGGUUAAGAUGGCGCGUCUUCGAGUCUCCGGCCUCGACGAGGCUACUACACCGGAAACAGUGGCGACGGCAAUUGCGGCCAAAGGGGGUUGUUCGAAUGCGGAUGUCCGGGUCGGGGACAUCCGCAUUGGCUACAGCGGCACUGGUUCGGCCCUUGUACAGUGCCCUAUAGAGGCGGCGAGCGCCGCGGCGUCGGUGGGUAGGGUGACAAUAGGGUGGUCGUCCGCCCGAAUUAAAGCACUGGAACCUGGUGUGCUCAGGUGCUUUAAGUGCCUGGGCAUCGGACACACUAGGGCCACGUGCCCCUCCCCGGUAGAAAGAGGUGAUCUGUGCUUCCGCUGCAGCAAGCCGGGGCACCGAGGGGCGGACUGCCAAGCAGAGGCUUUCUGCGCAGUCUGCCAUCAGGCGAAAUUGCCAGCGAAGCACAGGAUGGGCGGUUUCUCCUGUAACCCCCCUAAGGUAAGGGGAGUGGAAGCCCGCAGUGGGAACCGUGGGGCUCCGGAAAAGGCCGCCCCGGCUAUUGACCCAAGCCCCCCUCCGACGGAACAGAUGAUUGUGGGACAGCCAAUGGACCAAUAA
Messenger RNA from Cydia amplana, 2181 nucleotides. RefSeq lists its product as uncharacterized. The transcript has a single exon. Bases 1 to 2181 code for a protein of 726 amino acids. The record is from RefSeq and is a predicted model, not a curated record. Lineage: Eukaryota; Metazoa; Arthropoda; Insecta; Lepidoptera; Tortricidae. Gene Ontology annotation, molecular function: zinc ion binding; nucleic acid binding.